AUGUUCGAGGCAGUCUACAUCGCUGAUGGCAAAGAUUCGCUUGUUUACGAGUAUUUGGUGCUGCUGUUCUCACCCCAUUACCUACUGCUUAGCACAUUAAUUGAAUCAAUUCGUCAUGAGGAUAGCACAGAUCCACUCAAAUCGAAUGAGGCACCACUUCCGUUGAUAAAGGUUAAUGAAGAGUUCUAUAUCUGUUCCAGAAAAGUCGAAGGCUUAACAUUGUAUUUGCUCUUCCAAGCUUCAAGGAAGUGGAAAACUAACCCUCUUGCUCCAUUUUUGUUCAUCAACAGAUUGGUCGAGGCUAUGAACGAAUAUUUCGGAGCUCCCUUGACUGUGUCAAAGGUUGAUGCCAAUACCGACACACUUACAUUAUUACUAAGCGAGAUGAUCGACAAUGGUGUUCCUAACACGACAGACUCUAACCAACUACGUGAUUUAGUGCUGGUCAAGAGCCUCCUCAGCAAGAUCUUGAACUCAGGAUCUGAAUUAGCAUCAGCUGCUUCCAAAAAGACACUUCAAUCUUUCUCCAAUGCAUCUCAACCGCUGACAUCCUUGCCACUGCACUCGGAUGAAGGCGCUGCUCCUUGGCGGAGAAACAAUGUCAAGUACACUAAUAAUGAGAUGUACGUUGACUUUAUUGAGACGGUCAAUGUCAUCCUCAAACCGAAGAAGAGUAAGAAGAAAGUGGAGCUUCUAUCUUCGCAAAACUUUGAUUCCGCAUUCUACUCUACUUCGACUGUUACCUCAUCCUCGAACAGGUUAUCACCAGUAACUGGCUCGAUCAACGGCCAGCUCGACUUCUUGUGCCGUCUUUCGGGUGAACCAACUUUGCAAAUUUCCUUCAAUUCAGCGUCAUCAUAUGUCGAAGCAACUCGAUUCCAUCCUUGCAUAAACAUUGACUCGUGGCAACGAAGCAAAGACACAUUGACAUUCAUACCUCCUGAUGGGCAAUCAACUUUAAUGUCAUACCAGGUUGAUCUUGACACACUUCUGGAAAGGACAUCAUUAUCAAUGCUUGGUUUACCUGAAUUCGAUUGCCAGCUGGGCCUUGGCAUAAACGAAAAUGAGUUCGAGGUUAGGGUGAUAACCUCUAAACAUCAUGGCGUUAACAAAAUCGACAGCAUAAAGAUCGAUGUUUUCGCUUUUGAGCAAAAUUUGUCUCUUUUGGCGGGUGAGGACUUGAGUGACGAUGACGAAGCUGAUUCCAACAAUGUCGUUAGCGCCAUCAAGUCCAUUAAGGUCACACACGGUGACUUCAGAUAUAAGGGAGACGGUAAGGGUGAGUGGACAAUCAAGGAUCUUGCGCCUGGCAUGCAACCAGUCUUCCGGGGUUGUAUUUAUACUGCCGAAGAAGAUGCUAUCACAGAUUCUUCUCGAACACCAUCCUUGCACGAAAAUCUUAUCGAGGUUGCGGACGAUUCGAAUAAGGCGUCUUUGAAGAAACCUGUUGCCCCUCUUUUCUACAAUGUGUCCUUCACGUACAAAGGCGGUCUUGCCAGUGGCCUCAAGAUUGAUAAUCUCAAGGUCAUUAGCUCCAAAGGCUUGGGUGAUUCUGUCAAACCCUACAAGGGCGUAAGGUACAUCACCACCACUGGAGAUUAUGCCAUCCGCAUGUAA
Candidozyma duobushaemuli is the source of this 1617-nucleotide messenger RNA. RefSeq lists its product as uncharacterized. NCBI's taxonomy places the organism in Eukaryota, Fungi, Ascomycota, Pichiomycetes, Serinales, Metschnikowiaceae. Gene Ontology annotation, cellular component: clathrin adaptor complex; cytoplasmic vesicle. The coding region runs from base 1 to 1617 and encodes 538 amino acids. The record is from RefSeq and is a predicted model, not a curated record. The transcript has a single exon. Gene Ontology annotation, biological process: endocytosis; intracellular protein transport.